Molecule: messenger RNA, 1124 nt
Organism: Quercus lobata
Lineage: Eukaryota; Viridiplantae; Streptophyta; Magnoliopsida; Fagales; Fagaceae
Product: E3 ubiquitin-protein ligase RMA1H1-like
Exons: 2
Coding region: 271-999 (242 amino acids)
Biological process (GO): ubiquitin-dependent protein catabolic process
Cellular component (GO): endoplasmic reticulum
Molecular function (GO): metal ion binding; ubiquitin protein ligase activity
Source: RefSeq, a predicted model, not a curated record
UGUUGUUUAAUCUACUUGUAUUGUAUUUGACCUCUCCUAAAAAGAAAAAGAAAAGAAAGGAAAAACGGUUUACGAGUUUGUUUUCUAUUUUCGGGUUCUAGAAGGUUCUUGAUUCCACGGGAAUAGAUCUAGCGAAUUGAAAUGUAUUUAAGCUUUGUUGGUGUCUCUGUAAGAAAACGGGGGAAUAUUUCUUUAUGAUUUCCUUCCGCUUCUUUUUGGUUUUCUCGAGAACCAAACGGAGAGAAUAAAAGUAGUGCUGAUUACAGAUCCAUGGCAUUUGAGCACUACUUUGCUCAGGAAUGGAAAUCAAUCCAAGGUGUAUCAAGAGACUCGGAAAAUUCCAAUGGUUGCUUUGAUUGCAACAUCUGCUUAGACUUAGCACACGAACCAGUGGUCACACACUGUGGCCACCUCUACUGCUGGCCCUGCAUCUACAAAUGGCUCUAUGUCCAGAGUGCUUCUCUUGCUUCUGAUGAGCACCCACAGUGCCCAGUUUGUAAGGCUGACAUAUCUCACACCACCAUGGUGCCCCUCUAUGGCCGUGGACAAUCCCUAAACGAACCUGAAGUAGAAGCCGAAGUAAAGGCACCCCGUAGGGGUAUGGACAUACCGCCUAGACCAGCUGCGUGUGGUAACCAAGCUUUCAUAUCGACCGCCAAUAGCAGCGGUCAGCAGCUUCCAUAUCGCAAUCCUUAUCAAAAUCAACAGCACAAUCCUCAUCCAUACGUCAAUCACGAGGAGGAUUCUACAUCUAAUUGGCAUAAUCUUGGUGGGACUCUCAGAGGUUUGCACCAUCCCAUGGUUGGAAUGUUUGGGGAGAUGGUUAAUGCAAGGGUGUUUGGGAGCUCGGCGGGGUUAUAUGGAUAUCCAAACUCAUAUCACUUGGCUGGGACUAGUAGCCCUAGGUUGAGAAGGCAAGAGAUGCAAGCAGACAAGUCGCUUAACAGGAUUUCAAUUUUCCUGUUUUGUUGUUUUCUUCUUUGCCUUAUAGUCUUCUGAAUGCAGUUUUAGAUUACUCUCCCCCGGUGUUUUGUACAGUUUGUAAAGAGUAUGGAGUUAAAAAAGGCUUAUGAUAAUGGAUAGAAUAUUAAUAUAAGUAAACAUUUGAGAUUUGCUUCAAUCAA